UCUAAGCGCUGGGUAUAAAAGGCUGAUGCACCUUCUUCUCAACACAUCUCAGACACUGCAACAGCUCUGCACUGAAAACCUCCUGCAGCUUCACUCUGCACUUCAGAAUGGACUUCCAAAUCUUUGCCCUGGUGAUGUUGUUCCUGGCCUGCGUGGAGCAGGGUCUGGCCUCCUGCGUGGUGGACAGUUUCACAGUCAAAGAGGACUUCGAACCCCAAAGAUAUGCAGGAAAAUGGUACGCUCUGCAGAAGAAAGAUCCAGAGGGUUUGUUCCUGCAGGACAACAUCUCUGCUGAGUACACUGUUGGAGACGAUGGUUCCAUGGUGGCCUCCUCCAGGGGCAGGGUCACUCUCUUUGGGUUCUGGGUUGUGUGCGCUGACAUGGCUGCUCAGUACUCAGUGCCUGACCCCGGCACCCCCGGCAAGAUGUUCAUGAACUACCAGGGACUGGCCAGCUACCUGUCCAGUGGAGGUGACAACUACUGGGUCAUUGACACAGACUAUGACAACUACGCCAUCACCUACGCCUGCCGCACCCUGAAGGAGGAUGGAAGCUGUGAGGACGGCUACGCCCUGAUCUUCUCCCGUAACCCCCGCGGCCUCCCCCCUGCCAUCCAGAGAGUCGUCCGCCAGAAACAGGAGGAAAUCUGCAUGGCCGGACAGUUCCAGCCCGUGCUGCAGUCCGGAGCUUGCUAAACUGGUUCUCAGCAGGAGUUUGUUGAGCAGCCCUUCAUUACGCUGGAUUGAUCAUCCUGUCCGAGAUGAAGAGAGAAUAAUCUUGUUCUGUUUAUGAUUUGCUGUAUUCCACCGACAUAGGAAAGAAUUAUCAGAUAAAUCAAAUUCAACGCCCCAUGAAAACAAAAAUUAAUGAACACUGCCAAAAUGAAAAUAUACUGAUUACCGGUUGAGUGACUGUGAUGACAGAACCAACCGUGUAGUAUUGUCACACUGAUGGGUAACAUCUGCACUGUGUAAUCACUCUGUGUUGGUGACAAUAAAUUUUGUAAAGAAA
Messenger RNA from Seriola dumerili (greater amberjack), 1011 nucleotides. Its product is annotated as purpurin-like. Gene Ontology annotation, molecular function: retinol transmembrane transporter activity; retinoid binding. The coding region runs from base 108 to 695 and encodes 195 amino acids. NCBI's taxonomy places the organism in Eukaryota, Metazoa, Chordata, Actinopteri, Carangiformes, Carangidae. The record is from RefSeq and is a predicted model, not a curated record. The transcript is spliced from 6 exons.